Molecule: messenger RNA, 387 nt
Organism: Nezara viridula (southern green stink bug)
Lineage: Eukaryota; Metazoa; Arthropoda; Insecta; Hemiptera; Pentatomidae
Source: the annotation of a GenBank genome assembly
AAAUAUUAGGAGAGGUCCUGCAUUAAUAAUACUUUCCUCCUCCCCACCUCCAAUCUUUAUGUUAAUAUAUUCUUUUCUCUUCUCGUUUAAUUCUCGGUUUUUAUCUCGAGCUGGUUGUGAUGUAUGGGCCUUUAUCGGUGUUUCUUUUCCGAACCAUUUCCUCGGCUCCCUCUCAAUCUUCUUUUUCACCUAAUGUCUCCUCCACUUUUCACCGCGAUUCGCACAGGAGUACCAUCCUCCAACGCCACGGCCUCGUAUUUCAACAACAGCCGAGGUAUUUGUUGUGCAGGGGCACAUAAUGCCUUCCCUCUUACAUAUCUUCCUUCCCCUAAACAGAGGGUGAGGCGGUUACUAAUGCAUCCGUCCCAGCCAGUCCCAUCUCAAUAA